This is a messenger RNA of Diospyros lotus (date-plum), 2087 nucleotides long. Its product is annotated as probable nucleolar protein 5-2. The record is from RefSeq and is a predicted model, not a curated record. Gene Ontology annotation, cellular component: box C/D methylation guide snoRNP complex; small-subunit processome. The coding region runs from base 123 to 1838 and encodes 571 amino acids. The transcript has 8 exons. NCBI's taxonomy places the organism in Eukaryota, Viridiplantae, Streptophyta, Magnoliopsida, Ericales, Ebenaceae. Gene Ontology annotation, molecular function: snoRNA binding.
UGCGCAGAGCAUUGCGUUUUGAUAUCACUGUCUUAAUGGGGUUAAACGAUUGAUUUGAGAUGUUCGAUUGCUAAUAAUCACUUUGCUUUUUGAUAGUUCCAGGUGUUUUUGUGGCUUGAACGAUGCUUGUGUUGUUCGAAACGCCGGCGGGCUUUGCCCUUUUCAAAGUAUUGGAUGAAGGCAAACUAUCCAAAGUUGAGGAUCUGGGGAAGGAGUUCUCUACGGCUGAGUCUGCCAGACAGGUUGUAAAGCUAAAAGCUUUCUCCAAGUUUGAGAACACAUCAGAAGCCUUGUCAGCAGCUACCUUGUUGAUAGAGAGCAAACCUAGCAAGGGUCUGCGCAAGUUAUUGCGUGCCCAUUGUGAUGGUGAGACAUUAGCUGUGGCUGAUUCUAAACUUGGAAAUACCAUUAAGGAGAAACUGCAAAUUGAAUGUGUUCACAACAAUGCUGUGAUGGAACUGAUGAGAGGGGUGAGAAGCCAGUUGACAGAACUCAUAUCUGGUUUGCCUAGUCAGGAUUUAGCGCCAAUGAGCUUGGGCUUAUCUCAUAGCCUAUCUAGAUACAAGUUGAAAUUCAGUCCUGAUAAGGUGGAUACGAUGAUCAUUCAGGCAAUUGGCUUGUUGGAUGAUCUUGAUAAGGAACUUAACACAUAUGCAAUGAGAGUUCGAGAAUGGUAUGGUUGGCAUUUCCCUGAACUUACAAAGAUUGUACAGGAUAAUAUUCUUUAUGCCAAGGCAGUGAAGCUGAUGGGCAGCCGUUCAAAUGCUGCAAGACUUGAUUUCUCUGAGAUACUGCCAGAAGAGGUUGAAACAGAACUGAAAGAGGCAGCCCUGAUUUCCAUGGGAACUGAAGUCAGUGACCUUGAUUUGAUGAAUAUCAUAGACUUGUGUGACCAAGUUUUGUCUCUCUCCGAGUAUAGAGUUCAAUUAUUUGAUUAUCUAAGGAGCAGGAUGAAUACCAUUGCCCCAAAUCUCACUGCUCUUGUUGGAGAACUUGUUGGUGCUCGCCUCAUUGCCCAUGGAGGCAGCUUGUUGAAUCUUGCAAAACAGCCCGGAAGUACUGUUCAGGUCCUUGGUGCAGAAAAGGCCCUUUUCAGAGCCUUAAAGACAAAACAUGCAACUCCUAAAUAUGGCCUCAUCUACCAUGCAUCCUUGAUUGGUCAAGCAGCACCAAAACAUAAAGGAAAAAUUUCACGAUCACUGGCUGCCAAGACCGCGUUGGCUAUUAGAUGUGAUGCUCUCGGAGAUAGCGAAGAUAACUCCAUGGGAUUGGAGAAUCGAGCCAAGCUUGAAGCACGACUAAGAAAUCUGGAAGGCAGAGAACUGGGUCGUUCUGCUGGGUCAGCUAAAGGAAAACCUAAGAUAGUAUUUUAUGACAAGGACCGUAAGAAGGGGGCAGGGGCAAUGAUAACCACUGCCAAGGUCUACAAUGCUUUAGCCGAUUCUACACUAGGCCUGACAGAAUCAGCAGCUGAGCAAAAGGAAGAAGUGGUCCCAGGUGAGACCAAUAAAGAAUCAGAACCAUCUCAGGUUGAGACAGGAGAUCAGGCUCCUGCUACAGACGGAGAGAAGAAAGAAAAGAAGAAAAAGAAGAAGGCUCAUGCAGAGGACGAGGAGGGAGGUGCAGAGCUAGAAAGUGAAGAGAUAGCUAAGAAAGAAAAGAAGAAGAAGAAGAAGAAGAAACAUUCAGCUGAGAGUACUGAGUUGCAGAAUGAGGGUGAAAUUAAUGGAGGAGAGAAGAAGAAAAAGAAGAGAAAGCAUGCCGAAGCUGAAGAAGAAGAGACCAAAACUCCAAGCAAGAAGGAGAAAAAGAAGAAAAAAAACAGAAGUGAGGAAUGAAAAUUGAGAAUAGUUAAAUGUACCAAACAAUUUUGUGCGUCUUAGGCAGUGAAUUAGGUUUUUUAUUUGUACAAUUUUGCUCCACGUUAACGUCUCCCUAUGUCCCUGUGGAUCCUGCAGUUAUCUCUUAACUGUAUUUUCCAUUUUGUUUUUCUUGUUGUAAGAGGCUGAUUGAAUCGAGGGAAUAUCACUGUCUGUUUGAUUGCAGUUGCUGAAUCUAGAAUGGGGCUUGCUAAUAUGCCUUUUGCA